CUCUUCACGCUGUCUCUCCAGCUUUGCUCGGCGCGCGUAGUUUGAUUUUUAUUGUGGUGCGUUGUCGCUCCGUCGUCGGGCGCCCUGUUUUAACGUCUAGGCACAUCUGUUUAAUUUCCAAAUAUAGUGCUUUAAAUGUUAUAUUUUAUACCUUUUUUUGUCUAGUACAGCUCUUAACAGGUUGUCAGCAUGGACAGUACUGUUGCUGAGGAGAUGCAAGGUGUCAUUACUUCUGUUGUGACACCUGAAAAAAAUGCCACGCUGGAUUUCUCUCAAGUCAGCUGCUCCCAGCUUGGAAUCUCCCCACAGAGCUUUGUUCUCUCCGCUAAGGCAAAAGAUAAGUCCCGUUUGUCAAAGCUGAAGGUGAGACGGAGGUCAUCGGUUGGGGUUCGGGGGUCCCCAGAAACCAAUGCUCUGAUCCGCUUCAUCGCUCAAAAAAGGCGUCAGACUCCUCCAAGCACACCCCAAAAUCUGCAAAUCGGUUCCUUUGUUCAGCGCAGCUUCUCUACUCUGAAGCAGAAAAUGGUGUCUUUCCAGAGCCUACUUGAAGUGGAUGAUGAAAUGCCAAGGGAGGAAAACCAGAAAGAAGGUGAUGGGAGUGCUGUGGCUACAAAGGAGAAUGUGGAUCCCCUUGGUUGUCUGGAAUAUGCCAGGCCCCCUCCCUCUAAGAAGUACUGUUUGGAGAGUGUUCAAUGCAAAAAAGUCCCUUCGAUGUUAACGGCAUGCAACUCUUCACUGACACUCAGUACUGCAAGGCUCAAGCAGCUGGAAGUUACUAAAGAGCUGAGCAGUGAAUGUACAGAGCUGGACGAUGCAAUAUACCAGUCUUCUGCUGACUCUCCUAUGCUAUCAACAAGCUCGGACUCCGGUCAGACGCAGUGCCAACCUGCAACAGAGCAGCAGGUUUGCCCCUCAGGAGUCCAAAACUACGAAUCUAGCAGUGUACCGCUGCACAGUGCCCCAGAUGCAUCUGACAUUCAGCCCGUUUUAUUCAUCUCACCUCUGGCCAAACACCCUACAGAUGAGGUGGCAUGUUCUGGGGACCCAUCGAGGAACAAAAAACGUGUACGUUUUGGAGCACCACUGUCUCCAGAGUUCUUUGACAAAAACUUGCCCCCAAGCACCCCACUGCAAAAGGGGGGAACGCCAGCACAUGCAAGUACGUCAGCAGGGCCCCAGCUUCGCCCAUUGCUGAAAACGCCACAGAGGUCCACAUCUCAUUUCCCUCAGCCGGACUUCACGAGUCCUGUGAUGGGAGACUUGCCAACAUCCUCUGAGGGCCCUGGCUGUGCUGAAGCGCAGUUUGACCCAGGGGAGCACCAGGAUGAGAAUGGGCAAGAGAUGACUCUGCCUGUUGCAACUGAAAAGACUUACGACAAGAUACUUACAAGUACAGACAUGGCCUCUCAGGUGUGCAUAGACAGCAAUGUCCAGUGCACAUCUGAGCCUCUUGAGACACAUCCUUCUCCCCUACAUGACAGCCUCAGUGGAAUAGAAACAGAGACAGUACCUCCCUGUGCCCUUGAGCCACUUCUCUGCACAGCUGCUCCAGCUGCAGUUCCUACAUGCAGCAGGAAGAGAAAGGCAUCUACAAAUGUUGUGGUCAAGAAGAGGACAAGCCGUAAUGCUGCUAUUUCAGCAGCUAAGAAGUUGUGCAAGAAGAGCUCCUCAGGCAAGAAACGGUGGGGCAACAAGGAGGUGGAUCGCUCGCUGUAUGGGAAGAGAGACUACGCCUCAAAGAAUCCUGCACUGAGUCCCAUCACAGAGGCCCUUUCGUCUGCAAGCCGCUCCCCCACACCACAGCGCCAUCACAGCGGUAACAGGCUCUUAGAAGACGACAUCUGUGCAGUGGCGGAGGCUCCCCGGACAACUCUCAAAAAGGCGACUUGUACCAAUUUCACAUCUGCGGCAGUUGCAGCUGCUGCUCAGUGGCGCCAGCGCUUCUGCCUCCUAUCUGUAAAGAGUUCUGCACAGGGUCAGUUAACUGAAACGCCACAGGAAGCUGACCAUCCUGAAAGCAUGGCAGACCGACCCCAAGAAGUAGAGACUUUGUUACAAAAACACAAAGUAGUCCAGCUGCCUGGGACAGAGCAGCAGGACAAGAGAAGUGGCAGUGGUGGGAGGCGAAGGGGAAGAGGAAGAGGGAAGGCCCGUGGGGGCUUGCAAAGGUCCAGUUUACCUGCUGUUGGUGAUGGAGAGAAAAAUGAGAAAGCUGAUGAACACAGCAGUGGCGACCUUGUGGACCAUAGUGGUAUAAGAGCAGGCCCAUCACUUUGCAGGCCACCCAUUCCUUCUCUUUCUCCUGGCAACAGUCCUAAGCACGUUGCAGACAGCUCCCCAGCUCCCCCGUCGUGUGUGGAAUGUACAGACGAAGGUAUGAAGGCUGCCUCUGAUCUUAGCAGAGAGCGAGGUGGUCAUACACGUACCCCCACUGACCACAAUAGUCUCGCGCGUUGUGAGCCGAACGCAAAGGUAGCUUGCGAAAGUGAUGUAGAAUUCUCUUUGCAGUCAGCUAGUGAAGGGGAGCUCAUGGCCAGUGUGGAUGAGAAGACAAUUCCCAAUAAGAAGAGUGGGGCGCAGGGCAGAGUGCGUGGCCGCAGGAGCUCUCGAGUGCAACCGAGUUUAAUCUUGGAUGAGGCUGUUGUGCUGGGAACCCAGGUGGACGCUUCAGCUGCAGAACUUGUGAAUAGCGUGGAACCAAAAGGACCAGAGGAUCCAAAUGUUUUAGGGAGAGAGAUGAGGAAGGAGGGGUUGCUGGCACAGGGCUGUGAUCUUGAGAAGAGUGCAGGUAAAACGGAGAAGUCCUCUAGUAGUGUGGACCAGGUGCCCUGUGGGAACUGCAGCCUCCCUGAAUGGGCACAGUUCUCCAUUGAGGAUGUCCUGCAGCCACUGCCCAGGACCCAGCGCUGCGUGCGCCGCAGCCUAAGGAACCAGUGCAGUGCAGAUUCCGCUGAGGCCGGGCUGGCCUGGGUCCUCCACGUCUCUCCGGCGCCCAGCAAACCUCUUCACAGAAGGACUAAGGGCUGCCCCACCCCCACUUGCCCUGAGGAGCCUGCUCUCUGAGGGCGCUGGAGUUCUCUGUAGAAAGCAGACAACUCUCCAGUGUUUUGUAAAUAAACCGUACCUGACAAUUUGGAA
Messenger RNA from Scleropages formosus (Asian bonytongue), 3138 nucleotides. It is a transcript of the gene cdca2, whose product is annotated as cell division cycle associated 2. NCBI's taxonomy places the organism in Eukaryota, Metazoa, Chordata, Actinopteri, Osteoglossiformes, Osteoglossidae. The transcript is spliced from 14 exons. Gene Ontology annotation, cellular component: chromosome; nucleus. The coding region runs from base 190 to 3063 and encodes 957 amino acids. Gene Ontology annotation, biological process: regulation of mitotic nuclear division; regulation of chromosome segregation. The record is from RefSeq and is a predicted model, not a curated record.